Molecule: messenger RNA, 1793 nt
Organism: Clupea harengus (Atlantic herring)
Lineage: Eukaryota; Metazoa; Chordata; Actinopteri; Clupeiformes; Clupeidae
Gene: ech1
Product: enoyl CoA hydratase 1, peroxisomal
Cellular component (GO): mitochondrion
Molecular function (GO): delta(3,5)-delta(2,4)-dienoyl-CoA isomerase activity
Source: RefSeq, a predicted model, not a curated record
GCUUCUAUCAGUGUGAAAUGGGCUGUUGGUGGUGUUUGCGUGCCUUUUAGAUAGUUAGCUUGCUAGUUUUGGAACAUAACUCCUUGCUGCUUUUAAAAGAAGUAUCACUGUCUAUGAAGGUGCCAUGGUUUCCAGAAGGAUGAGAUUGUAGAGAAAUUGGCAGAGAAAAAUGAGUUCAUAGAGAAUUCGAUGCAAAGAACUGAAGUCCUAGUGAAUAAAGACGAGUACCGUUUGUACUUUCCGGGACGCCGUAGAACUGAGAAGAAAAUGGCGCUUGGAAGAUCAGCAACAGCAUAGACAUAUGUCUGUGAGCAACAGUACCUGCAAGAUAAAGGCUGAAAACCUUCUGACAAUUUCUAUUAAGUAAAUCUACUCUGGUAACGUGGAAAGAAACAGCUCAUGUUAAAUGUGUGUUCUGCACGAAUUGACUUCAAGGAGCUUAUAGCAUUUCUUCAGAUUUUCCUGUGUGACCUCGACAGAACAUUUUCGUUGUGCAAUGACUCUCAUCAGAUCUGCCUUUAUGCAAAACAGACGUCUGUGGCUCCCUGUAUUAAACUACAUCAGAGCGAUGUCAUCGGAGGGGGGGCCCACCUCUCCUUUUUCCACGCUGUCAAUCAGUCACCCAACCGAGGCCAUCACCCACGUGGAGCUGCACCGCCCUGAGAAAAGAAAUGCCAUGAACAGGGCGUUCUGGAGUGAAAUGGUAGACUGCUUCACCCAGAUUGCUGACGAUUCAGAAUGUCGAGUUGUGAUUGUCUCAGGCGCUGGAAAGAUUUUCACUGCUGGUAUUGACUUAAUGGACAUGGCCAGUGACGUCCUGCAGCCUGAGGGGGAUGACAUUGCGAGAACCUCGUGGAACUUGCGACGCAUCAUUAGCAAGUAUCAGGAGACUUUCUCAGUGAUUGAAAAGUGCCCAAAGCCAGUAGUAGUUGCAGUGCAUGGAGCUUGUGUUGGAGGAGGUGUGGAUCUCAUCACCGCCUGUGACAUUCGCCUUUGUACCCAGGAUGCUUGGUUUCAGGUUAAGGAAGUUGACAUUGGUUUGGCGGCCGAUGUGGGCACGCUGCAGAGACUUCCCAAGGUCAUAGGUAGCCGCAGCCUGGUGAAUGAGUUAGCACUGACGGCACGCAAGAUGUACUCUGACGAGGCCAAGAACUCUGGACUUGUCAGCCGGGUGUUCCCAGAUAAGGAGUCCAUGAUGGCUGGGGCCCUGGAGCUGGCGGGGGAGAUGGCGGCCCGCAGUCCUGUGGCUGUGCAGGGCACCAAGAUGAACCUCAUCUACUCACGCGACCACAGUGUUGCUGAGGGCCUUCAGUACAUGGCCACAUGGAAUAUGAGCAUGCUGCAGACACAGGAUGUCAUGAAGUCCGCUCAGGCAGCCAUGGAAAAGAAGAGUCCCAAAGAAGUGACUUUCUCAAAGCUCUAAGGCCCCAAAGGCCUGUGGGAAAGGUGCACAGUAUGUAUGCCGAUUAGGACACUGGAAGGUGUAUAGGUAUGAGUAAAAAAUAUGAAACUAAACCUGUGGACUCUAUUCAUUGUAUGAACUCCAGCAGACUAAUUCUACAAUGACCCUCAUUUUCACCUGGUUUGCCUUAGCAUGGGUGAUGACCCAGGUAGAUAUUUGGCAGGAUUCACUGGUGCCUUGGGGACGGAACACUUCACCUCACAGCCAACAGACACAACCAACACCCUCUGAAGGGUUGUGAUCACAGUGCAACAAGCCUGCUCUCUAUACUCCUGUGUUAAUUUGCCAAUUAAACGUUUUCUUCAAUAAAGUGUUUUUUUUCUGGUUUAUA